This is a messenger RNA of Aspergillus niger, 507 nucleotides long. RefSeq lists its product as hypothetical. The transcript has 2 exons. The record is from RefSeq and is a predicted model, not a curated record. The coding region runs from base 1 to 507 and encodes 168 amino acids. Lineage: Eukaryota; Fungi; Ascomycota; Eurotiomycetes; Eurotiales; Aspergillaceae.
AUGUCGAUGAAAGAUGAAAAUAAGGAUGCAGAUGGCGAGAAAAUCCCACAGUCAAUGCAGGGCCACCUGAUCGGGGUGUCAAGGUAUGUACCGAAGUAUGUAUACAGGGAUGAAAGAAUGGGGGGAAGGUUCGGGGAGAGCUGGCCACAGUUCGUUACACCCGAUUUCUUCGUUUCGCCGGUGGAGUCGUGCCAAGCCCAGCCAACGUACGAUGACACCCAAAGUGGAUUAGCCACAGCGAGCCGGAGUUCUGGAAAUGUAGUGACUACAAACCGUGAUUGGGUGAUCGGGCGGGGACAGGAUAAGAUCCCCACCCCGAUCCGGCACUGGCUGUUCAUGUUUAUUGCAGUCGUGCAGCAGGGAUGGAGAAAUAUCUCCAUACCUCAGAGGCACCGUCUUAGGCAAGAAGGUCCAUGUUGGCAUGGCAUACAGAGUUAUUCAACAUGUGUUGGUCCAUACCGACAUAUGACAGAUAAAGACUCGGUCUGUCAGAGGAUGUUGUUCUAA